ACGCACAUGAGGAGAUGUGCUCCAUGCAAGAUGAUGUAUUUGAAUCCCCACCGCUCUCUGCUACUUACUACCGUGGGCUUCCCUUACAAGAAGAUAGCAAGUCACCAGAAGUUGACCAACCUUUCCAGCAUGUAGGACCUGUUGCCCUCAAAAGCCUCCAACAAAAAGCUUCUGCUCCUAAGAGGGGCACUCGGAUUGCUUCCAGGGUGAAGCACUUUGCCUUUGACCGCAAGAAGCGCUACUAUGGGCUGGGAGUGGUGGGCAACUGGCUGAACAGAACGUAUCGUCGGAGCAUCAGCAGUGUGGUACGGUCACAGCUGGAGAUCACAGACAGCCACAG
Messenger RNA from Protobothrops mucrosquamatus (brown spotted pit viper), 340 nucleotides. Its product is annotated as inactive rhomboid protein 2-like. Gene Ontology annotation, biological process: regulation of protein secretion; regulation of epidermal growth factor receptor signaling pathway. The annotation marks the transcript as partial. Lineage: Eukaryota; Metazoa; Chordata; Lepidosauria; Squamata; Viperidae. The transcript has 2 exons. The record is from RefSeq and is a predicted model, not a curated record. Gene Ontology annotation, cellular component: endoplasmic reticulum membrane.